Harpia harpyja (harpy eagle) is the source of this 3082-nucleotide messenger RNA. RefSeq names its product interferon alpha and beta receptor subunit 1 (gene IFNAR1). Gene Ontology annotation, molecular function: protein binding. The transcript is spliced from 11 exons. NCBI's taxonomy places the organism in Eukaryota, Metazoa, Chordata, Aves, Accipitriformes, Accipitridae. Bases 683 to 2122 code for a protein of 479 amino acids. The record is from RefSeq and is a predicted model, not a curated record.
AAAUGUACCUUAUAAACAGCUAGAUAAAUUUCAGUUUUCGUAAGUAUCGGAAUAAUUCCUUCUCCCAUAGCAUUGUUACUCUCAUCUGUCCUCUGAUACCUGAAUUGUAUACCAAAUAGGACACUUAGGAUUCUGUAUAUCUCAAAAUUAAUGGUGAGGAAGUCUUCUUUAGGAAGUGGAAUAUAAGGUAAUUAUGAGGCAUUUGGGGUUUUUUAAUGAUUAUUUUUGAAAGGUGGAAGAUAAAGAGGGGAGAGAGCUAUCCUGCAGAUGAUUCUAGCGUGCAUGCUUCCCUCCUGUUGGCAAUCUGCCUGUUAGGCUUUCUCUUCUCAUGGUCUGGUCCUUUCCUUGAUGUUAGGGGCAUUCUCAUGUGUCCUGAGACUUAGCCCUCACCCUCCAUAAGUAAUUUUAUGUAUUGUUCUUUGUGUAAAAGAAAACACAGGAUUACCACGAGCAAGAUACAAGAUCUGCUAUGUGAUGAAGCCUCACUGAAAGGGGCCAUACUAAUCUGAAGAGUCCGCAGGAUAUUCAGGUCUAUGUUGUAAAUACAAAUUUCACUCUAAGGUGGAACUACACUGGGAGUGAUACCAAUGUGACAUUUUCAGCAGAAUACCGAUGGUUUGAAGACUUUGUGACAAAUGAAACAGAAUGGAAGGAGUUGCCUGGGUGUCAAAAUGUUACUCACAUGGAAUGUGACUUUUCCUCAGCAAUAACCAAAUACUAUGAUACACAUCAUGUGCGUAUAAGGGCUGAAAGAAGGGAAGAAGUGUCUCCAUGGUCUAGCACUUUUGAAAUGAAUCCGUAUCUUAUAGCUCUGAUCGGUCCCCCAGGAGUAGAGUUGCAGUCCACAAAUGGAGUCAUAAAAAUUAAGAUUUCUCCUCCAGAAGCAAAUCAGGUCCGAAAAAUGUGGAUAGCUCAUCUACGUUUUAAAUAUAAUCUCGUUAUCUGGGAAAAUUCAUCAAAUGCAGAGUUCAGAAGUCAAAGUAUUUUUCCUACUGACACAAUUGAUGAUCUUGCACCAGACACUACCUAUUGUUUGAAAGUUCAGGCAACCCUUCCUUUGGACUUCCAAGAAGGCUUAUUCAGUCCUAUUCAUUGUGUAAAAACUACCCAUAAAGUGAAUGACCUACUCUGUGCAACAGAUGUGAGUGUUCUUGCUUUGAAUAUGAAAUUUCAUCUGCAUUGGAAUAAUCGGUAUAAACAACGUGUGAGCUACAAUGUACAGUAUCUCAUUGGGUAUCUAAAGAAACUUCAUGAUGAUUACUCAAUGAAGUGGCUCAGUGUACCUGGAUGUGAAAACAUCACUGAUACACAAUGCAAUUUCUCAUAUAUCAUCUCUACUACUUCUGGAAUUUAUUAUCUCCGUGUGCAGGCCAUGAGCGAAUAUAAUAAAUCAUGUGUGUCUAAUGAAGUAAAAGUAGAUCCUCUGAUAACAAAUGAAAUUGGCCCUCCUGGUGUAAAGGUGGACAUCAGUGAUGUUUUGCUCCAUAUCCAGAUUUCUCCUCCAGGAGGAUCUGAGAGUGAAGUCAUGAGGGACCAUUAUGACUUGUCUUACCGGAUUCUGUAUUGGAAGAAUUCAUCGAAUAAUGAGGAGGAAAUCAAAAUGAAAGAGAUAAAACAGACAAUAGGGACAAUCUCUGAUCUAACACCCUUGACUUUGUACUGUGUAAAAGUACAAGCCUUCUCAGAAGUUUACAACAAAAGCAGUCAUUACAGCAAAGAGGAAUGCAUCAAAACACCUGGAGAUAAAAUUUUACAUCUGGUCAUUUUAGCAACAUUUGUAACUGCCCUGAUUGCUGUCUUUCUCGUGGCUACACCACUUGGUUUUGCCCUGUACCAAGCCUACAACAAAAUCAAAUAUGUGUUCUUUCCAUCAUGCCAGCCUCCUUUGAACAUAGAGGGUUUUGGAGGACAGCUCUUAAGCAGUCCUUAUCUGUCAACUACAGAAGAACCAAUAGAAAAUUGUUCUAUAAUUGAGACUAUCAUCACAGAAGAAGUAAAUCAAACUGAUUUUAAAGACUACAUACAUUCUAAACAGAGCAGUCGAGAUUCAGGAAAUUACUCUAACGACGAUACUUCAGGGAGCAAAGUAUCAGAAGAAACACUAGAAAAUGAAAUAGUAUAACUUUUAAGAAAAUAAAAUUCAUAUAUGGGACUGGCAGUGUAAUAAACACUUAAAACUUUUUUAUUAUGAAAGUCACAGCCUAAGGAAGGCAGUAUGACUUUGGGAUCUUUGUCUUCAGGUUUCCAAAUCUGCACUUCGUUAGUGGAAAGUUACAUACCCUCUCUGCUGCAAGCUGAUUAAAGUUAAAACACAAUUGACUCCUUGUACCUUACGCCAUUUUGACUGACUUUUCAUCAUAUGAUGAAGAGAAUACCAUCUGUGUAAAGAGGAGCAGAUCUGUACACUUUAUAUACUUGAACCUGAUAACCUCGGUGGAAGCCUACUCUGUUCCACAGGAAGAAUUUCUCUUUGUCUUAGAAGUUUGUUUUGAAUGCCAGUGUGUACUGUGACAGAAGCCUUAAAUUCCAGUAUUGAAUCGUAAGAUGUUUACACAGCCAGAAGGAAAUUGAUGCUGGAUACAACUUUUAAUAACUUUUUUGACAUUCUCUUCCAGCCCCCUGAGGGGCAGUGCUUUUUGGCUCAGCAGGUCCAGAGCAAAAGAUGCAAAGAGACCAACAGUCAAUGAGGUAGCUCCUCUGAGCAUCCUUGUAGAAUUGCUUGCAGCCAUGGCUGUGGGAUGCUCCCAGUGCCCACUUGCUUGUUUCUAUAUCUGUGUCCCUGCAUCAGGGUGCUCUUCUCUCACAGCACUCAGUAAUCUGGGCAAGUAUGGGGAGGGCAAAAGGCAGGAAGGAAAUUCACUUCACUUUACUAUAAAGAAAAAUUUCUAACUGGAAGCUCUUUGUAAAUGAGGUUGGAUCAAAUUGUUUUGCACUGCAUUUAGGAUAAAAAAAGAAAUGAACAUCCAAGCAAGAUGUACGCUGCAAGAAGAAACUAAAGAAUACUGUUACUUUAAAUGACAAGGCACGUUAAGAGGCAUAUUCUUGAUUAUUUUUUUCCCCAUGGCUACAUAACCAAAAGCGU